Gilbertella persicaria is the source of this 177-nucleotide messenger RNA. RefSeq lists its product as uncharacterized. The coding region runs from base 1 to 177 and encodes 58 amino acids. The transcript has a single exon. The record is from RefSeq and is a predicted model, not a curated record. Lineage: Eukaryota; Fungi; Mucoromycota; Mucoromycetes; Mucorales; Choanephoraceae.
AUGUUUUUCUAUGUAGACUAUACUGAAGAGAACGUUAAAAAAUACAGUAAACAACUUGAAGAUUUUGGUAACGUUGAAAUCUGUUACAACACUAAACCAAACCAGCCCAUCUUGGUCUCAAUGGAGCGAAUCCGUAAUCAACCUGAAAGCUAUCAUUUAUAUUCUGGCAAUCGUUAA